Molecule: messenger RNA, 591 nt
Organism: Cotesia glomerata
Lineage: Eukaryota; Metazoa; Arthropoda; Insecta; Hymenoptera; Braconidae
Exons: 3
Coding region: 55-576 (173 amino acids)
Source: RefSeq, a predicted model, not a curated record
UGACUAGGCUAGAAAGAAGAAAUAGAUUAAGUGAUCAUUAUAUUUUUAUUCCAGAUGCGUUUCAUUAUUCUUCUGGCGACUCUUUGUUUGGCCGCGGCCUACCCUUCCGAUGAUAACUCUGAGUUCGUCGAUUUUGAGGUUCCUAAGUCCAUGGAGCCGAGUAAUACUGCCGAAUCUUGUGCUCAUGCUGAUGCAAGUUCUGGCGCUUCUAACGAAGUUGUUGCUGAUGGUAAUCCUGAAGAAGAAAUGCCGGGAAGCGUUGAGGUUGGUACAGAAAAAGAUAGUAAAGGGUUGUCAAACGACAAGGAAAAAAAUCCUGAAGUAGGUGAUCAAGGUGAAAAAAAAGAGACCGAUGGUGACCAUUGUAAAGAGCCAACCACUAAUUUGUGUACCAAAACUGGACACGUCCUAGAUCCAAAAACUUGCGGAUAUGUUGCGUGUUCCAUAGGUCCCGACGGCAGCUCCUAUGAGGUAUAUCGUCAUCUCUGUCCUGAUCAUACUUGCUACGUUGAAGAAAAUGACCGCUGCGAAUGGAAGAGUAAUUUGAUGCUUGAAAUAUCUGAAAAAGCUCAAUGAUUUAUUAUUAUUAAU